This is a messenger RNA of Porites evermanni, 1145 nucleotides long. The record is from the annotation of a GenBank genome assembly. NCBI's taxonomy places the organism in Eukaryota, Metazoa, Cnidaria, Anthozoa, Scleractinia, Poritidae.
UCCACACCAUUCACCAGCGCUGCCUCAGAAGGAUUUAGGGCAUCACCUGGCAAGGCCGUCUCAAGGGAUUUAAGGCUUGGGUUAAAGGUGUGCUCUGAGCAUACGAAUGACUAGCAAUAUCUCUCGCUAGGAGACCUAGGACAAAACGGAUUUUUCCCCAAAAGUAAAUUUUGAGGCUUUCUUGCGCCUUAAUGUUGAAAAUGAAGAAAACUGGCGAAUUGGUGGCGAAUUUACUUUGUUUCGCAGUUUUACUUUGUUUGGAUAAACAAAUUGGCAUUUCUGAAAAAGGAUAAGCUACCUUACUUUCUACGUUUGGAAUGAAUGUACGCGAAUUUUAAAAUUGAAGUUUUAAAUAAUUCAAGAUUAAAUUUGGGAAUUUAAAAUGACGUUUUCCCUCAUAAGUUUUUUAUUGAAGUGCACUGGACGCUCAUUCCAAACGUGAAGUGUUAGAAGUAUUUAAUAUGAAUUAGAAAAAUGCUAUUGCUCGAUUUCUUUUCUUAAACCGGCAACCAAUUGGUCAAUAAUUUACGAUUUUUAGCAAAAUGGUCACGUGACAUAUCGCGGACUUAUUAACACAAUACUUUUUACUUUAAAAUGUUAAGGACAACAAGUUCUUCACGUGUGCCAAAUUUUAAUUCAGUGCAAUCAUCUAAGCUGAAGUUAUUGUCAAUAAUUCAUACCACUCAGUCCAGGCGUUAACUACCUGAAUGUCCCAAACAAUGAUUUUCUAGCACAGGCGGGAGUAGCUACCACGUUCAUCUUGCUCAUUCAGGCUUGGCCAUGUCAGCUGCAUGCAGGACGGGAGGAUUCCUAAGAACGUACUCUAUGGCGAGCUAUGCCACUGGAACCAGACCUGCAGGGGGCCUCCUCGUCGUUUCAUAGAAGUUUGUAAACGAGAUCUGAAAGCAGGUAAUAUCAACCCUGCAGCUUGGGAAGCUGUAGCUGUAGACCGAAGUCACCGGAGGCUUGCUUUCAAGGAAAGCACUUUGGCGUGUGAGGAGUGGAACGAGGCGCAGACGGCUGUGGGCAGCAUCAGUACCCACAGAGCCAUACACGGAAUUCAUCUGCAACAACUGCAACAGAGCCUGCCGAUCCAGAAUCGGAUUGUUCCCCAGCCACAGAAGGCGCUGCAACUAAACCACUGA